Messenger RNA from Maylandia zebra (zebra mbuna), 2885 nucleotides. Its product is annotated as putative ATP-dependent RNA helicase DDX17. Gene Ontology annotation, molecular function: nucleic acid binding; ATP binding; RNA helicase activity. Lineage: Eukaryota; Metazoa; Chordata; Actinopteri; Cichliformes; Cichlidae. The record is from RefSeq and is a predicted model, not a curated record.
UGUUAAGCUAACAACAACACAACCAUCUCCUGCGUCUUAUUACUAUUGCAACCCUAACGACGCUUGUCACAACGGAAAUAUGGCGGGUUGUGCUACUUAACUUUUCAGCAGGCAUUUACGAAGACGACAUUUUAAUUUAUUUUUGAUUUAGUCAGUUUUCCAAGCUAAUUCACGGUCUCGCCGAGUGAAGCUUCUGGAGUUUUCAAGCAAGGCCAGAAAAAGUAUCUGUAAGCAAAAGCCGUACAACCUGUAGAAGAUAAAGGUCCAUUAGCAAAACUUAAUAAGAGCCCUCAAAAUGAGAGGUUCUUACGGAGACAGAGACCGAGACCGUGGUCGUGACAGAGGCAAUCCCCGAUUCGGAUCAAGCAGAGGAGGACCACCCCCGGGUAAGAAGUUUCGGAAUCCUGGGGAACGCUUACGAAAGAAGAGAUGGGACCUGAAUGAGCUUCCUAAAUUUGAGAAAAACUUCUAUAAUGAAAAUUCCGAAGUGCAGCGAAUGAGCCAGUAUGAUGUUGAGGAGUAUCGCAGAAAGAAAGAAAUCACAGUCCGAGGCUCAGGCUGCCCAAAACCUGUCACCAGCUUCCAUCAUGCACAGUUUCCUCAAUAUGUAAUGGAUGUACUGAUGCAGCAAAACUUCAAGGAACCAACAGCCAUUCAGGCUCAAGGUUUCCCUCUGGCACUCAGUGGGAGAGACAUGGUGGGCAUUGCUCAGACGGGUUCUGGGAAGACUUUAUCGUAUCUCCUGCCUGCAAUCGUGCACAUCAAUCAUCAGCCCUACUUGGAGCGUGGAGAUGGACCCAUUUGCUUGGUGUUGGCCCCCACGAGAGAACUAGCUCAGCAGGUCCAGCAGGUGGCAUAUGACUAUGGAAAGUCAUCACGCAUCAAAAGCACUUGUGUGUACGGCGGUGCUCCCAAGGGACCUCAAAUACGAGACUUGGAGAGAGGCGUUGAGAUCUGCAUCGCCACUCCGGGUCGUCUCAUUGACUUCCUAGAAGCUGGAAAGACCAACCUGCGGCGCUGCACAUACCUAGUUCUGGAUGAGGCUGACCGCAUGCUGGACAUGGGUUUCGAACCACAGAUACGCAAAAUUGUGGAUCAGAUCAGGCCGGACAGACAGACUCUGAUGUGGAGCGCUACCUGGCCUAAAGAAGUUCGCCAACUGGCAGAGGACUUCCUGAAGGACUAUGUCCAGAUCAAUGUUGGAGCUCUGGAGCUCAGCGCUAACCACAACAUCCUUCAAAUUGUUGACGUUUGCGUGGAGAGCGAAAAGGACCAAAAGCUUAUCCAGCUGAUGGAAGAGAUUAUGGCUGAGAAGGAAAACAAGACCAUCAUCUUCGUUGAGACCAAGAAACGGUGUGAUGACCUGACACGUAGGAUGAGACGUGACGGGUGGCCAGCGAUGUGUAUUCAUGGUGACAAGAGUCAGCCAGAGAGAGACUGGGUAUUAUCAGAGUUUCGGAGUGGCAAAGCACCCAUCCUCAUUGCUACUGACGUCGCCUCACGUGGGCUUGAUGUGGAGGAUGUCAAGUUUGUCAUCAACUAUGACUACCCUAACUCAUCCGAGGAUUAUAUCCACCGCAUCGGGCGUACAGCUCGCAGCACUAACAAAGGCACCGCUUACACCUUUUUCACUCCGGGGAACCUCCGGCAGGCCCGAGAGCUGAUCCGGGUCCUGGAGGAAGCCCGGCAGGCGAUCAAUCCCAAACUGCUGCAGCUGGCCGACAGUGGACGCAGCGGAGGAGGUGGCCGUUCCCGUUUCCGCAACUCCAAUUCAAACAAUCCCAACAUGAUGUACCAGGAUGAGUGUGAUCGUCGGAUGCGUUCUGCUGGUGGGGGCAGCAGCUCAAAGGAUGGCCGUGGCAGCAGCUACAGCCGCGGCGGAAACAACCGGGAUGGGGAUCAAUCUUCUUCUUACAGAGAUCGCAGCAGCAGGGAUGGAGGACGUAGUUAUAGCUCCGGCUCCUAUGACCAGUACCAGAAUAACAGCAGCUCCAGAGGUGGCUCCAGCUCAGCAGGCACCGCUGCGGGGAAUGCCCCACCUCCUUCAUCAGGCCCUCAGCCUCUAAUGGCUCAGCAGUUCAACCCUCCGCAGCCUAUGAUGGGUUUGAUGGGGCACUCGCCAUUCCAGUUUGCGCCUCCUCCGGCAUCUCUGUCUGGGAGGAAAUGAUGUCGUAUGUGCAUCAGUGUUACACAGCACAACACAAACUACACCCGGGCAGAUUUGUGUUGAAUUUUUCAUUUUAUCGCUCUUCCAACAUUCCAGUUAAAAGCAUGUUUUAGUUGACUGAGAGAUCUUCAUUUCUUCAACAUUAGUUUUCGACUGGCUUCAGGUGUUUGCGUGGAAAACUUUUUUUUUCAGCUUAAAGUUGGUUUAAAGCAAUUCUGUGUUCGUUUAGCUUAGUUUGUUGCAGCUGUAUUGGAUGGAAAAAAGCAAAGCUGCUGUUUUGUAUUGUGAAUCUCUUUGUGAGCUACUUCCAAGAGGUUGAUAGUGUUAUUUUCUGUGUAGGUAUGGCAAAGGUAGGUGUUGAAGUUAAUUUUGUUUUUUCUGUUUCAGAUCAUUGUUGGAAGCCAAAAAAAAUCCUUCUGAAAUAUUAAAAACAGAUCCUGAUGUGAUUUAAAAAAAAAAAAGUGGGUUAAAAACCUUUACCACAUUGGAGUGUUUUUCUUUGAGCUUUACCUCGAUCUCGUUAUGUAGGUGCAAAUUGAGGCCUUACCAACUAGUGAUUUCUAAGUUUGUAUUUACUAACAAAUCUCCUGAGGCUUACCUGUUUAGAGGAUCACCAGUGUGGUCUGGUCUUUGCAGCAGUGAUGAAUGAGAUUUCCUAGCAAACAGUAAGUCCCCUUUUUAAAUUUGUUUUUCAUGUUUAAUAAAGUUCUUUGGUGUA